This is a messenger RNA of Meleagris gallopavo (turkey), 1619 nucleotides long. NCBI's taxonomy places the organism in Eukaryota, Metazoa, Chordata, Aves, Galliformes, Phasianidae. The record is from RefSeq and is a predicted model, not a curated record.
AGCCUAAUAGUUAGUAUGCUGUAUUCAUCUUCAGUGUGUAUUGAGUUCAGUAUUUUGUAUGUUUCAGAUGAUAAAAAAGAUAUUGACCAUGAAACAGUUGUGGAAGAACAGAUCAUUGGAGAGAAUUCUCCUCCAGAUUACUCAGAGUACAUGACAGGAAAGAAGCUUCCUCCUGGUGGAAUACCUGGCAUUGACCUCUCGGACCCUAAGCAGCUGGCUGAAUUUGCUAGAAUGAAGCCAAGAAAAAUUAAGGAAGAUGAUGCUCCACGUACGAUAGCUUGUCCUCACAAAGGCUGCACAAAGAUGUUCAGGGACAACUCUGCUAUGAGGAAGCAUCUGCACACUCAUGGCCCUCGAGUACAUGUAUGUGCAGAAUGUGGCAAAGCCUUUGUGGAGAGCUCGAAACUAAAGCGACAUCAACUAGUUCAUACUGGAGAGAAACCUUUUCAGUGUACAUUUGAAGGAUGUGGAAAGCGUUUUUCACUGGACUUCAAUUUACGCACACAUGUGCGAAUUCAUACUGGCGACAGGCCCUAUGUUUGCCCAUUUGAUGGCUGCAAUAAGAAGUUUGCGCAAUCAACUAACCUGAAAUCUCACAUUUUAACACAUGCUAAGGCCAAAAACAACCAGUGAAAGUUGGAGGAAAAGUUCUUGAACUCAAACCAUCUUACAGGAGAAUGAAUUGAAAAUAAAUACGCUUCCCCUUUGUAUAUUGUUUCUAGGAAAGAAUUUUAAAAAAAAAAAAGAACCCUACAAACCUAAAGGACAUGUUUUGAUAAGUAGUAAAUAAAAAGCAAAAAACUUUCAGGUGACCUUGCUGAGAUGCUCUACCUUGCUCUGUAAUCCCGUUUCAAGAACACGGUGUUUUGUAAAGUGUGGCCCUGACCAGAAGGGCCGGUUCGUGAACUUGCAUCAAAAAAGACGAUUCUUUAUACAACAGUGCUAAAAUGGGACUACUUUUCACAUUCUUAUAAAUAUGGAGCUCACCUGUUGCUUACAAUUUUUUUAAUUUUGUAUUCCAAGUGUGCAUAUUGUACACUUUUUGGGGAUAUGCGUAGUAAUGCUAUGUGUGAUUUUCUGGAGGUUGAUAACUUGCUUGCGGUAGAUUUUCUUUAAAAGAAUGGGCAGUUACAUGCAUACUUCAAAAGUAUUUUCCUGUAAAGAAAAAAGUUAUAUAGGUUUUGUUUGCUAUCUUAAUUUUGGUUGUAUUCUUUGAUGUUAACACAUUUUGUAUAAUUGUAUCGUAUAGCUGUAAUGAAAUCAUGUAGUAUCAAAUAUUAGAUGUGAUUUAAUAGUGUUAAUCAAUUUAAACCCAUUUUAGUCACUUUUUUUGGAGAAAUACUGCCAGAUGCUGGUGUUCAGUGUAAUUUCUUUGCCUGUUCAGUUACGGAAAGUGGUGCUCAGUUGUAGAAUGUAUUGUACAGGCACUGACCUUUUAUUAACACCUGAUAAUAUGUACAUCCCAUGUAAUAGAAAGGGCAACAAUAAAACAGUCGUCCUAAAGAAAGAAUAUGGCAGAAAAUGAUCUGUAAGCACAGUCUAUUUUCUUUUGUCCAGAGCAAUCCUAGUUCCUCUUGAUCUUCCCGAUAUUGGAAGCUAAAUAAACUCAAGUUUCCUUA